CGUGCCAAUUGUGUGCGCAAACUAUCCAUAAUAAAAAGACAGCCGAAAAUGAUUGUGUGAAGAUUUGUCCGGGAAGCGAAAAUAUCUAGAAUUGGACAAAAAUUUACAUAUUUCUUACGAAAAUAGUGUCUAAUAAAGGUGAAACGAAUAAUCACUAGCAAUUCAUCGGUCGUCCAUCAGUGGUUUGUAGGGAAAGAACCGACAACGCAACAAUGUGUGAACAACUGGCGAGAUUGCACGGAUGCAACGUUUCCAUUAUCGGCGACAACGAUAGUCUUGUUAAUAAAUAUGGCCACAAUGUUACAAUCGCCUGUGGCUACGACCCGCAGGGAAUGAGUGUCCGUGUUCUAAGGGAAAAUACUCAACAUCAGCUGGAAGAAUACCCUGUCAAUUCCAAAACGACUCAUCUCAACCAUGGCACAACAUCACAGAUUCUGAUAGUGGGCGGCGAUAUGCUUUACAUCAAGUUCGCAUCCAAAGCCGACUGCAAACUGUUCCGACAGCUGCUGCAGAAAAUGUCCGGAAAAGUCAACUCAGUAUUCAACCUUCGCACGGAGGACUCUUCAGCAUCACAGUAUUUUCAGUUUUACGGUUAUCUCUCGCAGCAGCAGAAUAUGAUGCAGGAUUUCGUCCGAACUAGCACUUAUCAACGAGCAAUAUAUGGUAAUUCGCAGGACUUCCUGAACAAGAUCGUGCUUGACGUCGGUGCUGGCUCUGGUAUCCUUUCUUUCUUCGCGGUUCAAGCUGGUGCGGCUAGAGUUUACGCGGUGGAGGCUAGCAAUAUGGCCCAGUAUGCCCAGCAGCUGGUUCAGUCGAAUAAUCUCGAAGAAAAAAUCACUGUGAUUGCCGGCAAAAUAGAGGAAAUUGAACUUCCAGAGAUGGUGGAUGUAAUUAUCUCCGAGCCCAUGGGUUACAUGCUAUAUAACGAACGUAUGCUGGAAACCUAUCUUCAUGGUAAAAAAUGGUUAAAACCAGAGGGAAAGAUGUUUCCGUCAAGGGGAGAUCUUCAUGUGGCUCCAUUCACCGAUGAAGCUCUCUAUAUGGAACAAUACAAUAAGGCUAAUUUUUGGAUGCAGACUGAAUUUCACGGAGUUAACUUAGUCGCACUCAGAGAUGCGGCGAUGAAGGAAUACUUCCGACAACCGAUCGUUGAUACGUUCGAUAUACGUAUAUGCAUAGCUAAAUCAAUCAGACAUACCACCAACUUUUUGACUGCAGAUGAGAAAGACCUGCAUCGAAUCCAAAUUGAUGUAGAGUUCCAUAUUUUAGAAACUGGUACUUGUCACGGGUUGGCCUUUUGGUUCGAUGUGGAGUUCGCCGGAUCAUGCUCUCAAAUUUGGCUGUCUACUGCCCCAACGGAAUCGUUGACGCAUUGGUAUCAAGUGCGUUGUUUGUUGCAAACCCCGAUUUUCGUAAAGCAAGGCCAGGUACUCUCGGGUAAAGUUAUCCUAGCGGCAAAUCAACGGCAAAGUUAUGAUGUGGAGAUCGAUUUGAAACUAGAAGGAACGAUAAUCUCAUCCUCCAACACUCUAGAUCUUAAGAAUCCAUACUUCCGAUACACGGGUGCUCCGGUCCCGGCACCGCCUGGUUCCAAUACUACAUCACCUAGUGAAGCUUACUGGGGACAAUUGGACGCUCAAGGUGCUCGAAAUGCUGUAAAUCUUGUAAAUGGAAUCACCGUGAACGGCCUUGGAGAAGUUGAUAUGUCCAUAAUCAACACUAAUCUUAUGCCAAUUGGUAAUCAACCAAACAUUCAUCCUGGACUUAUCUCAAGUACUGGAAGGCAGCAAUCACAGCAGCAGCAAGUGACGCCAACCCAGCAGCUUGCAAUGAACCCAACGAUUGCUUGUGCUGCCACUUCGACUCAGAAUGUAGCUCAGCAGCAGCUGAUUGGAGGUGCUAUCUCGCCAUCUCUGUUUACGACACCGACCCAGCAAAUAAUUAACAGUCAUCAUGCGCAACCGAUUCAUGGUAACCAGUUUUACUAGGCAUUCAUGUUAUGCUCCGAGUCAGCAGCUAUUCAUUGCACCGGACAACAACAGAACUACUACACCAUUAAAACACUUACUCACAAACGCUUCAUCAUCGUCCUUCAAGUUUACAUCGCUACUCUUAUCAUUAUUAUAAUUAUAUUAUUUAAAUGUAUAUCAUUUUAUUGAGAUUGACCGAACAGGGCCUGUUCUUGUCCUGUGUCCCGGAUAGAAUACGUUUAAAGGUAGCAAGCUUUUAUUUUCAAAAGUACAGUUCUGUUCAAUGUCUUCUUAGUUUUAAAUAGAUUUUCCAAUUAAAAUUUGUCGACC
Toxorhynchites rutilus septentrionalis is the source of this 2300-nucleotide messenger RNA. It is a transcript of the gene Art4, whose product is annotated as histone-arginine methyltransferase CARMER. NCBI's taxonomy places the organism in Eukaryota, Metazoa, Arthropoda, Insecta, Diptera, Culicidae. Gene Ontology annotation, molecular function: protein-arginine N-methyltransferase activity. Gene Ontology annotation, biological process: peptidyl-arginine methylation. The record is from RefSeq and is a predicted model, not a curated record. The coding region runs from base 213 to 1988 and encodes 591 amino acids. The transcript has 2 exons.